This is a messenger RNA of Erythranthe guttata (spotted monkey flower), 3499 nucleotides long. RefSeq names its product P-loop containing nucleoside triphosphate hydrolases superfamily protein (gene CTF18). The record is from RefSeq and is a predicted model, not a curated record. NCBI's taxonomy places the organism in Eukaryota, Viridiplantae, Streptophyta, Magnoliopsida, Lamiales, Phrymaceae. Gene Ontology annotation, molecular function: ATP binding; ATP hydrolysis activity.
UUUCGAUAUUUUUAAAAUUUUUCGAACUUAGUUUUUAAUUUUUGACAAAGAUAGAUUUUUCUGGAAAAGUAUUUCUAUUCGUCCAAUUUCCACCGUCGAUCAAGAAACAAGAAAUAUAGAAGGGUAAGAUGGUCAAAUCACAACCAAGAAGCUCGAUUCGCUCGUCUUCUCUGCCGCCUCAUCUUCGUUUUCCCGCCAAUUUGUCUCGCACACUCACAGAGCAGCGCCUUCUCUCUCUCUCUCUCUCUCUCUCUCUCUCUCUCACACACACACACACACUCACUUUCUAACACACAUACACAGAAACACAAAAUCUUCGAGAGUAGCAUGGAUAUUCCCGAUCUAGAAGAGCUUCAAUGGCUGGAAUCCAACGCAUCAGACGAUCAGUUCGACGACGAUUUUGAACUUGAAACCGAAGAACCACCCCCUUCGCCCCCCUCAUCCGGCAACCCUCCCGAAAGACCAACUCUCUCCCUCCCACCAAAACCCUCACCUUUCAAACCUCAACCCGGUGCCAAUAAACGGGUCGGAUCCGAUCUCCCCAAACCCAUAUCAUUAGAUGUGGAAGACAACUACUACUACGACCUCGAUGAAUUUCUCCCCAAAGGAAAGAGAACCCGAAUCGGACAAGUGGAAGCCCCGAUGGAGAAACGGGUCGGGUCUAAAUGCCCAGAUGAAGUUCUAUUGAAUGAAAAUGUGGGCCCCGCUGAGAAUAAUGGAGGAAUUGAUGAUAAUGACGAGGAGGAGUGGCUAAGAUACUCACCCCCAAGAGAUACUGUGGAAGAGAUGGAGGUUGUCGAGGGCGAGAGAUUUUUGUCUAGAUACGCAACCGAGAUAGACGGCGAUUGUGUACCUGUGACGGGGUUGGAUGGGGAGAGGGUGUACGCUAAGAUACGCGGAGUUGAUAUUGACGACGAGGAGACGAAAAGGAAAUCGAGUUGCAGAGGAAACUUUAAUGGAUUGCUUGAGGAAUCUGUUAGAGUUCUAAUGGAAAAAGUUGAGCAAGAGGAGUUGACAAAGGCUUUGCAAGCGAGUGCCGAAGGUGUUCCAACUGAGGUUGUUCCUGAAAAAGCGCUAGUGACUAACGAGCAACUUUGGGUGGAUAAAUAUGCUCCAAGUUCAUUCACAGAGCUUCUUAGUGACGAGCAGACUAAUCGUGAGGUUCUCUUGUGGUUGAAACAAUGGGAUUCUUGUGUUUAUGGAUCUGAAGUUAAGAGUACGAUGGACGACGUUUUGUCUGCUCUGAGACGACAUUCGACGGGGUCUCAAAAUUCGAAGCAAUCAACCAAGAGUUAUUACGGAGGAAGAAACAGAGAAACCAGAUUCAGCAAAGAUACACUGAGGGUUCAUAACGAGGCGGAUAAAGACAAAAACAUUUCCCAAGGCAAUGAAGAGGUAUGGGACAAGGGGCAAAAAAGUUCCGGUCCUCCGGAACAGAAGAUUCUGUUACUUUGCGGUUCACCUGGGCUCGGGAAGACAACACUUGCACAUGUAGCUGCUAGGCAUUGUGGGUACCGUGUCGUCGAGAUUAAUGCAAGUGACGACCGCUCAGCAUCAACGAUUGAAGCUAAAAUCCUAGAUGUGGUUCAGAUGAAUUCGGUUAUUGCCGAUUCAAAGCCAAAAUGCUUGGUUAUUGACGAGAUCGAUGGGUCCCUAGGAGAUGGGAAGGGUGCCGUGGAGAUCAUUCUUCGAUUGGUUUCUGCUGAAAGAAAAAGUAAUACUGGCAAAGAAAACGCAUCUCAAGAAGCGCAUUCUGGUCAGAAGAGUUCUGGAAAGAAGCAAAAGAAACAUUUGUUGAGGCCCGUGAUAUGUAUUUGUAAUGAUUUAUACGCACCAGCACUAAGACCAUUGCGUCAGGUGGCCAAGGUUCACAUUUUCAUCCAACCAACUGUUUGUCGUGUUGUAAAUAGGUUGAAGUAUAUAUGUAAUAAGGAAGGAGUGAAAACGAGUUCCAUCGCUCUUACUGCACUUGCAGAAUAUACUGAAUGCGAUAUAAGAUCGUGCUUGAACACCCUUCAGUUCCUCAACAAGAAGAAGCAAGUCCUCAAUGUGUUGGAGAUAAGUGCACAAGUGGUUGGUCGGAAGGAUUCAUCAAAAACUGCUUUCGAUGUAUGGAAAGAGAUAUUCCAAAAGAGAAAGGGCAAACGGGACAGAAAAUCUAAUAAUUCUAGCAGCAGCAACUCCAAGGACUUUGAAUUUCUCUACUCUGUGAUAUCUAACCGCGGCGACUAUGACUUAAUAAUGGAUGGGAUUCACGAAAAUAUUUUGCAGCUCAAUUAUGUUGAUCCCAUGAUGCAAAAGACCGUAAAAUGUCUGGAUAAUCUGCUAAUUUCUGACAUUACUCAUCGAUACGUAAUGCGUACACAACGAAUGGCUCUUCAAGUUUAUCAGCCUCCAAUUGCAAUAUGCAUACACGGUCUCGUAGCUCAACUCGAGAGAAAAGAUAUUGAAUGGCCAAAGUCUUUCUACAGACAGCGAACGCUUUUGGCUGAAAGGGCAGACAUGUUCCAAACAUGGCACAACAGAAUAUCGCCGCAUAUUUCGAGGCAUUUGUCUACCAAAUCAUUUGUGGAAGACUCGAUUUCCCCGAUGCUGCAUAUUUUGUCACCACCUACCCUAAGACCGGUGGCGUUGCAUUUGCUUUCGGACAAAGAGAAGAAUGAACUGGGGCAGUUAGUAAAGAACAUGGUCUCGUAUGCUAUAACAUUCAAGAACGUAAAAUCUGAUCGCUCCGUUACUUUCAGACAUGAAGAUUCUUCAGAUGCAACCACACUUUCGCUCGACCCGCCCCUCAGUGAAUUUAUACAGUUCAAGGCUUACAAUUCAUGUCACGUUAAUCUUGCGUCAGCGGUGAAGCAGGUCCUGGUUCACGAGGUGGAAAAGCAAAAGAUUAUGCAAAGUAGCCUCUCCAAAUUUACCCAACUGCACACGGACGAACACGAUGCCUUGACAAGGAGUAACACCGAAAGUCGACUGCCGUUCAAAUCUACUAACACAAAUGGAUCUGCCGAGACGAAAAUACAGAAAUCAGGACUCUCUCUCUCAUCCAAAUCUGCUAUCGAUGAAGUAAAAUCGGUUCAAAGGACAAAAAAACAUUCUGGUGUCCAGACUGAUUACUUUGCUCGGUUCAAAAAGGUCAAUAAAGAAGGUUCUCAAAUUACGAACAAGGUUGCGCAGAAGUCUUGUAUAGCGCAGAGAGAUUCGCACCCUUUGCUGUUCAAGUUUAACGAGGGCUUUACAAAUGCAGUCAAGAGACCAGUACGCGUACGCGAAUUCCUUCUAUGAUCUAAUAAUACAGCUUACUCCAAACAUUGUAUUGCAUAUAGUUUAGCUUUUCUUUCAAUAGUAUCAAGUGUUUUCUUCUUUUGCCCAUACAGUAUCAAGUGUUAUGCAGUACAAGUUACUGGAUAGUCGAACAAAAUCACAAAUAAAUUGUAUAUUAUUGAUAAGGAACGUCAAAUCGAAUUCGAAUUGCAAAAUAACUAUUUAAUUCAGAAAA